CCUUUGAAUCUACAUGAAACAGAGGAACACAACACAACAAUGGCCUCUCACUUCUUCACACCGUCACCAACACCAACCACCACCGGUGAUGCCGUCUAUGUAGCAACGGUGCCGCUUAAAGCGUCCCCUGGCCCACCACAGCUUAUUAUGUCUAUGGCUUACUCACUUAACCUCUGGAAACUACAGCAUUUUAUGGUCCUCAUCAAACCUUCUUCUCCUAUUCGUCAAGAGGUAGUUGUGUUUGAUUUUCAGCCACGUAAUCCAGAGAGCAUAGAAGCAGCAAUCUCAGUUUUGUCAGGAAAUUUGAUUCCAGGUGUAGUUCUUGAAAGAAGGCUGAAGAAUGUUCCAAGGCAAAGAUGUUGGAUGGUUGGAUCAUCUAAAGGGAAUGCUAUGGAAAUGGCGAUUGAGUUUAAUAACUCAUGGGAGACUGAUCUUAGAGUUGGCUUUCAUGACUGCCGUCAUUAUACUAAUGAACUUGUCCAACAUCUUACCGGCGAAAUACAAAUCUUGGAGCGACUUCCACGAAGCUAAUGUUAAUAAUAUCCACCUCAGUAAUAGAUGAAACAAAUGGUCACUUAUUGUAGUACUAAGAGUUUAGUCUCAGCUAUUAUGAUGUGAUAAUUAGUGGUUGGAAAUAAAAAUUUAAAUGUAGUACUAUUGUUUAUUAGUAAGAGUGGUUAGUUUUUCUAUCUUUUUAUAAGAUUUUUCUUACUUUAUUCAAAUUUAUGCUUGUAACUUGUAACUAAUGAAAAGUUUUGAGCCAAAACAAGAGCCAAUGCGACACAUGUUUGAAAUUUUCUUACUCCCAACUAGAAAAUAAUACAAAUGA
Messenger RNA from Camelina sativa (false flax), 829 nucleotides. RefSeq lists its product as uncharacterized. The record is from RefSeq and is a predicted model, not a curated record. NCBI's taxonomy places the organism in Eukaryota, Viridiplantae, Streptophyta, Magnoliopsida, Brassicales, Brassicaceae.